AUGUUCAGAAUCGGAAUUCUAAGAAGCUCACUCUCUCGAUCUCACCCGCAAAUUUAUUCUCGUACAUCGUCUCUCUUAUCGACAUGGUACUCUCCAGAAUCUAUCUCACAGCAACAAACGAACCACGACGAUGACCCAGUUCUCGUUAAACUCUCAGUUGCCAUAAGAGAUUCUUACAAGGAUCCGAAAUUGGAGUCUUUUACUGCUUGUCCAUCUAUCAGGAAGGUCCUGCCUUCGCUUAGCGUUCGUCAUGUUAUCGAUCUCAUCAACCGAAAUCCUCUAUCUCUCCCACACCGUUUUAUCUUCGCAUUCUUCAAAUUCGUCUCAUCUCAGCCUGGAUUUCGGUUUACGGUUGAGUCCUACUUCGUCAUGGCUCGUUUUCUUGCCGUUCACGAAAUGUUCGCUGAAGCACAGUCGCUUAUCGGACUCGUCGUCUCUCGUAAAGGGAAAAACUCGGCUUCUUCCGUUUUCGUUGCUUUGUUGGAAAUGAAGGGAACUUCUAUGUGUGAGUUCCUUGUUGAUGCUUUGAUGAUUACGUACAUGGAUCUAGGAUUCAUACCCGAUGCUAUUCAAUGUUUCAGGCUAACUCGGAAGCAUAAAUUUGUUGUUCCGAUUCGUGGCUGUGGUAAUUUGCUUGAUCGGAUGAUGAAGGUGAAUCCAACUGGGAUUGUUUGGGGAUUCUAUAUGGAGAUUUUGGAUGCUGGGUAUCCUUCGAAUGUGUACGUUUUCAAUAUUUUGAUGAACAAGUUUUGUAAAGAAGGCAAAAUAUGUGAUGCACAGAAAGUGUUCGACGAAAUAACUAAAAGGGGUUUGCGGCCUACAGUGGUUAGUUUCAACACUUUGAUUAAUGGGUAUUGUAAGGCUGGAAACUUAGAUGAAGGGUUUAGGCUCAAACAUCAUAUGGAGAAAAGCAGAACGCGCCCCGAUGUUUUCACGUAUAGUGCCUUGAUUAAUGCACUGUGUAAGGAGAACAAAAUGGACGAAGCACAUGGGCUAUUUGAUGAGAUGUGUGAGAGAGGGUUGAUACCAAAUGAUGUUAUUUUCACUACUUUGAUUCAUGGUCAUAGUAGAAAUGGACAGAUUGACUUGAUGAAAGAAAGUUACGAGAAGAUGUUAAUUAGAGGUCUUCGGCCUGAUAUUGUUCUGUAUAAUACUUUAGUAAAUGGCUUUUGCAAGAAUGGGGAUUUAGUGGCUGCAAGGAAUAUUGUUGAUGGAAUGAUCCACAGAGGUCUUAGGCCUGACAAAGUUACAUACACAACUCUUAUAGACGGAUAUUGUAGAGGAGGAGAUGUAGAAGCAGCUUUGGAGAUAAGGAAGGAAAUGGAUCAGAAUGGGAUAGAACUUGAUAGGGUGUGUUUCUCAGCUCUUAUCUGUGGAAUGUGCAAAGAAGGUAGAGUGAUUGAUGCUGAAAGAGCUUUGAGAGAGAUGCUGCGAGCUGGUAUGAAGCCGGAUGAUGUAACCUAUACAAUGCUGAUGGAUGCAUUCUGUAAGAAAGGUGAUGUUCAAACGGGAUUCAAAUUGCUCAAGGAAAUGCAGAGCGAUGGGCAUGUUCCUAUCGUUGUGACGUAUAAUGUUCUUCUGAACGGUCUGUGCAAAUUGGGACAGAUGAAGAAUGCUGACACGCUACUAGAUGCCAUGCUUAAUAUAGGGGUUGUUCCGGACGACAUCACAUUCAACAUCCUAUUGGAAGGUCACCAUAGAUAUGCUAAUGCAUCGAAGCAUUAUAAACAGAAACCUGAGAUAGGGAUUGUAGCUGAUUUGGACUCUUACAAAUCACUAGUCAAUGAGCUCUAUAGAGCUUCAAAAGAUCACCGGAAGAGAUAA
Arabis nemorensis is the source of this 1824-nucleotide messenger RNA. Lineage: Eukaryota; Viridiplantae; Streptophyta; Magnoliopsida; Brassicales; Brassicaceae. The record is from the annotation of a GenBank genome assembly.